ACCUCUUUUUCUUCUUUUCUUUGCACCAUCGGUCCCAUCCGCACGGUCGGGUAGGGAAUCUCUGGCACAAUGGCCGGUCAAAAAAAAUCUACCAAGAAGUUCGAGAAGAAGCAUCUGAAGGACAUCCUCGAACGCCGCAAGGAACAUGCGAAGGUGAAGCAGCGCCACCAGCUCAAGGACAAGCGUAAGGCGGAAAAUGCCAAGAGCCGGGCGGACAGGGAGGAGGCUGCUCAGGAGAGCCCUGAGCAGGCCCAGAAGGACAAUGCCUUUGCGGAAAUGAACGUCGACGAUUUCUUCGCGGGCGGGUUCGACAUUGCAGACUCUGCUGCGGACUUGUCCAAGAAGUCGCGGAAGAAGGACGUGACGCCCAAGAUCGGCAAGCGCAAGCGCUCGGAGGAGCAGAAAGAGGACGAGGAAGCUUCUGCGGCUAGUGGAAGUGAGGAGGACGUUGCUAGCGAUGACGACGCGGCAUCCGAGGCCAGUGGCCCCGAUGCGUUCGAGGAACACAAGGACCAGCUCGAAGCGCUGAAGGAAAGGGAUCCCGAGUUCUACAAGUACCUGAAGGAGAACGAUUCCGAACUGCUGGAUUUCGGUGAUCUUGCGGAGGUUGACGAGCUGAGCGAGAGUGAAGAGGAGGAAGGACCGGCAAAGAAGAAGAAGAAGAAGGCAGCCAAGGAGGAGGAAGAGGAAGAGAAGACAGACAACACACUCGACAUCGCGACGGUGAAGAAAUGGCAGAAGUUGAUGGAAGAGCAGCACUCGAUCCGCGCGAUGCGACAGGCUGUUCUUGCUUUCCGCGCCGCAGCCAACAUCAACGAGGCGUCCAGCCAGGAACAGAAGUACACGAUCUCCGACUCUGAUGUGUACCACCAGGUGCUCGUCACGGCCCUCAGCACCGUCCCCCGCGUGCUGGCGCACCAUCUCCCCGUCAAGGAGUCUGCUUCCGGCAAGAUCAAGGUGUCACUGGACUCCAAGAAGUUCAAGACCCUCACGCCGCUCAUCAAGUCGCACACCUCCUCGGUCCACCUGAUGCUCACCAACCUGUCCGAUGAACAGACCCUGAAGCUCACCCUCUCCUCUAUCGAGCCCAUGCUUCCUUACCUCCUCCAGUUCCGCAAGCUCCUCAAGGUCGUCAUCAAGACCGUCGUCGGCAUCUGGGCCGAUGUGGCUACCACCGAAGCCACCCGCAUCACCGGCUUCCUUCUCCUCCGCCGCCUCAUGAUCAUCGGCGACGCCGGCCUGAAAGAGACCGUCCUCAAGGCCUCUUACGAGGGCGUGGUCAAGGGCAGCCGCAACACCACCGUCCACACGCUCCCCGGUGUGAACCUGAUGAAGAACUCUGCGGCCGAGCUCUGGGGCAUCGACCAGAACGUCUCCUACACGACCGGAUUCAACUUCAUCCGCCAACUCGCGAUGCACCUCCGGAAGAGCAUCACCACGACGUCCAAGGAAUCCUACAAGACGGUCUACAACUGGCAAUACGUGCACUCGCUCGACUUCUGGUCGCGCGUCCUCUCCCAACACUGCGACGGCCUCGCGGAAGCCAAGGCGGGCAAACAAUCCCCGCUACGCCCGCUCCUCUACCCCGUGGUGCAGAUCACCAUCGGCGCGAUGCGUCUGAUCCCCACGGCGCAAUACCUCCCCCUCCGCUUCCAACUCACCCGCACCCUCCUCCGCCUCUCUCGCGCCACCGGCACCUACAUCCCCCUGGCGUCCGCGCUCCUUGAAGUCCUCAACCUCGCGGAGAUGCGCAAGCCCCCGAAAUCCAGCACCCUGCGCCAACUCGACUUCAACACCGCCAUCCGCGCGCCCAAAUCCUACCUCCGCACCCGCGUCUACCAAGACGGCGUCGGCGAACAAGUCGCCGAGCUCCUCUCCGAGUUCUUCGUCCUGUGGACGAAACACAUCGCGUUCCCCGAACUCUCCGUCCCCAUCGUCGUGUCGCUGAAGCGCUGGCUCAAGACCGCCAGCUCCCGCUCCACCGGAAACAAGAACGCCAAGAUCAACCAGAUGAUCCUGCUGCUGGUGCAGAAGGUCGAGGCCAAUGCCCGCUGGAUCGAGGAACGCCGGCUGGGCGUUUCCUACACGCCGCGCAAUCGCGCCGAGGUGGAUACCUUCCUCAAGGACGUCGACUGGGAGGCCACGCCGCUGGGCGCGUUCGUCAAGUCUCAGCGCAAGUUGAGGGAGGAGAAGGCUGCCCUUCUGGAGCAGAGCAGACUGGAGGAAGAGAAGCGUCGGGCCGAGGAGAAGGAGGAGGAGAAGAGGGACACCGUCAUGGAUGGUGUCAUUAGCGAGAAUGAUGAUAGCGAUGAUGACGAGGAGGAGGGAGAGAGCGAGGAGGAGGUCGGUUCCUCGGAUGGAGACGAGGACGAGGAAGAGGAAGAAGAAGAAGAGGAGGAGGAGGAUGAAGAUGAGGACGAGCUUGAGUUUGAGGAUGAGGAGGAGUAAACUAACUAACUACCUUUCUUCCUCCUUGAUGUAAUUUUCCCAAUACUUCUUUUUCUCUUUUCAUGAUAUACUUUAUCUUAUAUCGGUUCUGGAUCUUCGGGACACGCGUG
Aspergillus heteromorphus CBS 117.55 is the source of this 2558-nucleotide messenger RNA. Its product is annotated as mRNA-binding ribosome synthesis protein NOC2. The transcript has a single exon. Bases 70 to 2448 code for a protein of 792 amino acids. Lineage: Eukaryota; Fungi; Ascomycota; Eurotiomycetes; Eurotiales; Aspergillaceae. The record is from RefSeq and is a predicted model, not a curated record. Gene Ontology annotation, cellular component: Noc1p-Noc2p complex; nucleolus; Noc2p-Noc3p complex. Gene Ontology annotation, biological process: ribosomal large subunit biogenesis.